Molecule: messenger RNA, 2973 nt
Organism: Entrophospora sp. SA101
Lineage: Eukaryota; Fungi; Glomeromycota; Glomeromycetes; Entrophosporales; Entrophosporaceae
Source: the annotation of a GenBank genome assembly
AUGAACAAAAAAACUAAUUUAAGAAGAUCAAUAAAACGUUCACAUAUCAACAAAAAUAAUAUAUAUGGAGAAAAUAAUAUAAACUCAAAAAAUUCAAUUCGUCGUACACUUUCCACUAAGAGAAAACAACGUCGUGAUAUUACUGAACAUUUAGUUACAUUAUCCGAGGCUCAUUUAAUAGUAAAAUUAUGUAUUGAACAAAUAACUCUAAGAGGUUUGACUGAACGUUUUAUCUUUAAACCAAUUAGAAUUGGUGAUAGUGCUGACGAGAUAAGAUAUUUGAUAAAUUUGGCUGGUAUGAGAUGUACCUUGAGAAAUUGUAAACAAAUCAUCAUUCCUUUUGAUUAUUAUGAAGGUUUUAUCAAAUUCGAAUUAGAAUGGGAAUUUGAUUCGAAAAAAGGUUUAUUCAAUCAAUUUAUAUCUUAUUUGCCAAAAUACACCCAAGGAAUAAUCAUUCUACUAUUUGAUCUUUUUUCAAAAGUAAUUAUUUAUUCUCAUAUCAACAAAAUGUCUCCAGAACGCUUAUUAAAAUCAAUGGCUCUUUCAAUAUUAGGCGAUAGCACUAAAACUUUUGAUAAUUUUCAUGAUGCAUAUAAAGAAUGGUUAAAAUGUUCAAAUGCUUGCAUUCAUUUAUUCUUGGCUUAUCUAAGAGAACAAGGAUAUAGUACAAAUUUACAUCCUAAAUUAUGUGCUUUAUUGGAAAACUAUGUAGAAUAUAGAAUUAAAACUAUCAAGGAAAAAGAUUUCAUGCACCCAUUGAUUGAUGCCAGUAUUACCGAUGAUGAGAAAAAUAAAUUUUUAUCGAAAAAACAAACUCACAUCUUAUUUAAAGAACCUGAUUCCAUCACUCUAAGUCAUCAAUCAAGUGUUACGAGAAAUUACUCAAUAAAUAAAAACAAUUUUGACGAAUCUUUUGAAGAAGUACUUCCUGAAAUUGUUGAAUCUUUAAAUACAUAUAGAAAACAUCAUGACGAUUUACUAAAACAUUCAACUGUAGAUCAAAAAUGGGUUGAACUUUAUAACAAAGGAGUAAAUUAUAUGUCUGAAGAUGCUUUAAAAUUAUUUUUUGCCUAUGAUGAACAUCAUUCAUCACAUUCAAAACCAUCUGAAUCAUUGCCAACUGAUAAUCAAUCCUAUCAACAUGAAUUGAUACCAAACUCUUUCAGUAAAAAAGGGAUUAAAGAAGAUUUUGAUGAUAAUGUUGAUAGUUCUGACAAGCUUAGUUUAUCAUCAACUUUAGGUAAAAAAACAAUCAAUCAGUGCACAACCACAACCCCUUCAAAUUCAAUUGAUCAUAUUGAUUACUCUUCUAGAUCUUUACCUCAAUCUGAACUAAAACUCUCAAAUAAAACCACUGUAUCAUUUUUAUGUGUCAAACGUAGACCACAAUCAACCACUUCUUCAAUAUCUUAUAAAUAUGAAAGUGAAGAUUGGGAGGAUUGGUAUGUGAUUGAUCGUGUGAUAAAGUUGCCAAUUAAUGGUCAUUUAAUUGUUGAAACUAUAGAUGAUAUAUUCCCAUAUAUUUGGAUAGAAGUGAAUAUCCAUCCUUCAACAGAAAAUAGUGAUAAAGAUUCUAUUUUAAAUGAAAAUUUUGGUGAAUGGAUUCUUAUUGAGCCUAAAUCCACUUUAAUGGAAUAUGAAAAUAAUGAUUGGAUUUUGAUCAAAGAAAAACAUAAAUUUUUACAAGAUCUGGAACAACAACAGCAAGAAAUCAUGAGAGAAAAACUUUUGAAAAAACAAGAAGAAUUAGAUAAAUCUAGACUGCAUGGUCGUAAAACUCAUAGUAGAAUGAGUUCAUUUAGUAUACCUUGGACAACAAAUUCAACUUCAAUCUUCAAAAACCAAAUUCGUGUAGUGGAAACAAAUGACAAAGAUAACAUUAAAACAAAUGAAACAAUUUCAGAUAUUGAAAAUAUUGAAAAACAACCACAAAAAAUACUAAAUGAGACUGCAGUACAAAUGUAUAAUAAUGACUAUAAGAAUGAUAUCAAUAACAAUAUAGAUUGCCAAAGUGGGGUGAUAGAAGGUGAUAAUUAUUAUUAUGAUGAAAUGGAAGGCAGUUAUAGUGAAUAUGAUGAUGAAAGUGAUUAUUAUAAUUAUGAAAAUGGUUACUAUUAUUAUGAUGAGAAUGGUUAUUAUUAUGAUGAGAAUGGUUACUAUUAUGAUGAGAAUGGUUACUAUUAUGAUGAGAAUGGUUAUUAUUAUGAUGAGAAUGGUUAUUAUUAUGAUGAGAAUGGUUAUUAUUAUGAUGAUUACACUGGUCAAUAUUAUGGGCCAAAUCAACCUACAAAUUAUUAUUAUCAACAACCUCAACCAACAGCCAUGCCACCAGGACAGGGACCAAUGAUGUUUAAUAAUCCACAAUUAUCACAACAACAACAAGCUUUAAUUCCUAUUUCAAAAUCACAAGAAUUAAAACCAAAGUUAAAAUUAUUAGAAUCAUCUGAACAAAUUAGACAGAGAGAAGAGCAAGAACAAAAUAAUAAAGAUGGUUCAAAUAAUAAUAGUAAUAGCAAUAGUGAUAAUCAACUUCAACCUUUAUCAAAAGAUUUACAAAAUAAAACGCCACAAAUGUCACAACAGAAUAUGAUGUUAAAGCCAAUAAAAAGACCAAUGAAACCAUUUGGACCUUCACUCCCACCAAAUUUCAGAAGACCAAAUACAAAAGAUGACAAUAAUAAUGAAAAUCAGUCAUCUAGUCCAAUUAUGAAGCCGCCAAGGAUUAAAAAAUUUUUAACUCCAGAACAAAGACAAAAAUUACCAAGAAUACCAAGAAUACCAAAUCCAAACAUCUUUUUACAUCAAUCACAACAGCCACCACAUAUCUUAAAUCCUCCUUAUUAUACACCACAUAGUGGUAAACCAAUUCGUAUACCACAUUCAAAUUUCAAUCCUAAUAUGCCAUUAAAAGGUAAAGGUAAAUUAAAUCUUGAUAGUGAUCCUAAUAAUAGUGUAAAUACAACACUAAAUUGA